UCCAGAUUCUCCACCUUCACGGCUUCACCUGCAAAAGUUCAUAGUCACCACCACUCCAUCACAGCAUAGAUUUGUCCAUUCACCUAAACUAACCAUGACUUUCAAUUUGACCUCUGUGAAGACCUCUUCUAAUGGAGCAUGGCAAGGCGAUAGUCCUCUCAACUACGUCUUCCCACUCCUCGUCAUCCAAAUCACUCUAGUUCUCGUCAUCGGCCGCUUCUUAGCUUUCCUUCUCAAACCUCUCCGACAACCUAAUGUCGUUGCAGAGAUUGUUGGAGGAAUCAUCUUGGGACCAUCAGCUCUAGGUCGGAACAAAACUUACUUACACAAAAUCUUCCCAUCAUGGAGUACUCCCGUACUAGAAUCCGUCGCAAGCAUCGGACUCUUGUUCUUUCUAUUCCUAGUGGGUCUCGAGCUCGAUCUAAACUCAAUAAGAGGAAGUGGACGAAAAGCUUUCGGAAUCGCCGCCGCCGGAAUCACUCUCCCUUUCGUCUGCGGCAUUGGGGUUGCUUACGCUGUUCGUGCAACCGUCCAGGCUGCAAAAGAAGCUGGUUACCUUCAAUUCUUUGUCUUCAUGGGUGUAUCUCUCUCCAUCACAGCUUUCCCUGUCCUAGCACGCAUAUUAGCCGAGCUUAAACUUCUCACCACCCAAGUCGGCGAGACGGCCUUGGCUGCGGCGGCGUUUAAUGAUUUGGCGGCUUGGGUUUUAUUAGCUCUAGCCGUUGCUCUAGCGGGGAACAACGGUAGUACUGGUGGAGGACAUAAGAGUCCAGUGGUGUGUAUCUGGGUGCUCUUGUCUGGAGUGGCUUUUGUAGUGUUCAUGAUGGUGAUCAUCCGGCCGGUGAUGACGUGGGUUAGCCGGAGGUGUUCGCAGGAGCAAGAAACCGGCGACAAUGGAGUAUAUAUAUUCUUGACAUUAGUAGUAGUUCUUGUGUCGGGGUUCAUGACGGAUCUGAUAGGGAUACAUCCUAUAUUUGGGGCUUUCGUGUUUGGGUUAACGAUACCUAAAGAAGGUGAGUUUGCGAGGAAGUUAAUAUUGAGGAUAGAGGACUUCGUUUCAGGGCUUUUGCUGCCACUCUACUUUGCUUCUAGUGGGCUUAAGACGGACGUGACUAAGAUAAAUGGAAUAGAGGCUUGGGGUUUACUGGUUAUUGUUAUUGCCACAACCUGUGUUGGGAAGAUUCUGGGUACCUUCUUUGCGGCCUUGAUCAGUAGGAUACCAGCUAGGGAGUCGUUGACCCUUGGGGUGCUGAUGAACACUAAAGGGUUGGUGGAGCUUAUAGUUCUUAAUAUUGGGAAGGAGAAGAAGGUGCUCAACGACGAGAUAUUUGCAAUCCUAGUACUAAUGGCAAUCUUCACCACAUUCUUGACAACUCCAAUUGUGCUAGCUGUCUACAAACCAGCCCGCGUAGGCAUCCUCAUGAACCAACGCAAGCUUCAACGUGAAUCCCCUUCCAACCCCAAAGAUGAACUCCGCAUCCUUGCUUGCGUCCACGGCCCUGGCAACGCUCCUUCACUCAUCAACCUCGUUGAGUCAACUCGUGGCAACAACAAAUCCCCACUCAAGCUUUACAUAAUGCACCUGGUUGAACUCACUGAGCGCACUUCAUCCAUCAUCUUGGCUAAACGCGCCCGCAGGAAUGGUCUCCCUUUCAUCAACCGUCUCCACAAAGGAGACUCCCACGACGGCGGCGUCACGGUGGCCUUUAAGGCGUAUGGCCAACUCGGCCGAGUCAAUGUCCGAACCAUUACGGCCAUCUCAGCACUUCAUACCAUGCAUGAAGAUGUUUGCCACGUGGCGGAAGAGAAGAGGGUGAAUAUGGUGAUCCUUCCCUUCCACAAGCAUGGUAGAAAUGACGGUGAGAUGGAAAAUGUGGGCCAUAGCUGGAGGAUGAUCAACCGGAGGAUCCUCAAGGAGUCUCCUUGCUCUGUGGCUGUGCUAGUGGACCGUAGCCUUGGUGAUGGGCCCAAGCGGAAUAUUCCUUCACCAAGUGCCAGCGUGGCACAAGGGAUAUGCGUUUUUUUCUUCGGUGGACCCGAUGAUCGUGAGGCAUUGGAGUUGGGAGGACGAAUGGCAGAGCAUCCAGGGUUGAGGGUCACAUUGAUACGCUUCCUGGAAGGGGCUAACAGACAGAUUAUGCUGCAGCCUUCGCCGGGAAAGUGCUCGGAGAAGAAUUACAGCUUCUCGACCGCCGUGAUGGUUAGAGAGACGGAAAGGGAGUUGGAUGAAGCGGCAGUGGCGGAGUUUCGAAGGAGGUGGGAAGGGAUGGCGGAGUUCACUGAGAAGGUGGCGAGCAAUGAUAAUAUAGUGGAAGGGGUGGUGGCGAUCGGGAGAAGUGGACAGUAUGAGUUGAUCAUAGUAGGGAAGGGAAGGUUUCCGUCGACGAUGGUGGCGGAGAUGGCGGAGAGAUCGGCGGAGCACCCGGAGUUGGGUCCUAUUGGUGAUGUGUUGGCGUCGUCGGGUCAUGGGGUAGUGUCGUCGGUGCUGGUGAUACAGCAACAUGACGUGGUCCACGCCAAUGAAGCUCCUGUCCAUAGGAUCGUCGACGGUGAUUACGAGACAAACACCCAGUCCUCCACUACUAUUAAUGAUAAUGGCACCAAUAACAUUAAUCCGGUGUGAAGUGGAAACUGCCCCAACGAAGCUGUUUGUCUAUUCUAAGGAUUUUAUAGUUGUUGAAAAUAAAGCAAGUUUUGUUGCUUGUA
Macadamia integrifolia is the source of this 2706-nucleotide messenger RNA. RefSeq names its product cation/H(+) antiporter 20-like. The record is from RefSeq and is a predicted model, not a curated record. NCBI's taxonomy places the organism in Eukaryota, Viridiplantae, Streptophyta, Magnoliopsida, Proteales, Proteaceae. The transcript has 3 exons. Gene Ontology annotation, biological process: regulation of pH; proton transmembrane transport. Gene Ontology annotation, molecular function: antiporter activity. Bases 95 to 2623 code for a protein of 842 amino acids. Gene Ontology annotation, cellular component: endomembrane system; membrane.